Prosopis cineraria is the source of this 1030-nucleotide messenger RNA. RefSeq names its product transcription factor MYB123-like. The coding region runs from base 52 to 891 and encodes 279 amino acids. NCBI's taxonomy places the organism in Eukaryota, Viridiplantae, Streptophyta, Magnoliopsida, Fabales, Fabaceae. The record is from RefSeq and is a predicted model, not a curated record. The transcript has 3 exons.
UCCAAAGAUCAAAGACACCGAGACUGAGAAAUUCUUAAAAAGGAGAGAGAGAUGGGGAGAGGGUCAUGUUGCUCCGAGAAAGGAGAAGUGCUGAAAAGAGGAGCAUGGACUGUUCAAGAGGACAAGUUACUCACUUCUUACAUCAUGGCCCACGGCGAAGGCAAAUGGACCCACGUCCCUAAAGCGGCUGGCUUGAACAGGAGUGGCAAAAGCUGUAGGCUCAGAUGGUUGAACUAUCUCAGGCCUGACAUCAAGCGAGGAAACAUCACUAGCGAUGAAGAGGAUCUCAUCAUCAGACUCCAUAAACUUCUCGGCAACAGAUGGUCUCUCAUAGCUGGAAGGAUACCCGGACGAACAGACAAUGAAAUAAAAAACUACUGGAACACAACUCUGUCAAAGAAGCUUAGAACACAAUCAUGUGAAAUGACGACUGAGCAACAUCCAGCGAGCAAAUCAACAGCAAGGAAGCCCGACGAUACCCCGUCACCAGUAAUCCAAACAAAGCCUUGGAAAUGCAAACACGUGGUUAUCCGACAUCCCCCAUGUCCGAAGGAAAAUUUGCUCGUUUCAAACCAGAUGGAGUUUGAGGAAGCUGGCAUAACCACCCAGUUCACUAAUGAAUCUCGAAACUCACCUGCUCCAGAGCCUCAAUAUGUCCAUGAAAAUCAUCAGUUUAAUGAAAAUUAUGAUCUUUGCUCGGACAUGAAUCGUGAUAGCAGUGUGGCCAGGCAUGCUCAUGAUGAUCAGUGCGGAGCUAGUGACCAAGUUAUGUUCAAUGGCUGGACCACAAGUGGCUUGGAGGUCGACUUCAAUAGCAUUGCCAUGUGGGAGAUAGAUUCAUUGGCCCUCCUCCUGGAAUCUGAGGUUCUGGAUGUGAGUCCAGUGAAUUGAUUUGCACUGCGAGCGCGUCUAAUUAAGGGCAGAUUUUGUGACGUAUGAAUAGUGAACAAAAAAAAAAAAAACAUCUCUGUCCCGAUGGCUUUGUUUUCCGGCCCCAUUGUUUAAUCGAGAUUUUAGUAUCUUUGUUUUU